AUGUCCAACCCGCCUUUUACGGUCCGAGCGGUCUUUGAAUAUGCUUCAGGCCACGAUGAUGACCUGAGCUUCCCCAUCGGCCAAAUCGUGACCGUCACGGCGGUGGAGGAUGACGAUUGGUAUUACGGUGAAUACACAGAUGGGGCGGGGACCAAGCAGGAGGGCAUAUUUCCCAAGAACUUUGUCGAGAAAUAUGAACCUCCUGCACCCCCACGACCAACACGGCCCAGCCGACCGAAGAAGGAGGCUGAGCCUGCUCCUACGGAACCUCCAGUCGCAGCAACGGAAAGGCAGCCGCAGGUCGAGCCCGAGAUUGCGGAGCCCGCUUCCGCGCCUGUUGAGGUACCAGCUCCCAAGCAGGCUCAGCCAGAACCUCCUCAAUCUCCCCGGGAGAUUUCAAAUCCGGUCGCCGAGCCCUAUGUAUCGCAUCAGCCUCCCUCACAACCGGCCGCGACUACUGCAGCUCCUGCUGCAUCCUCAGUGGCCGCGCCGCCUCCGGUAGCUAAGAGCACCAAGCCUCCACCUCCUGCGGUUGCGGAUAAACCCUCCGGGUCUUCCUUCAAGGAUCGAAUUGCGGCCUUCAAUCAGUCUGCUGCCGCACCAGUUGCUCCCUUUAAACCUGGUGGUUCCCAGCAGUCCACCUCGUUCAUCAAGAAACAGUUUGUGGCUCCACCCCCUAGCAAAGAUUCCUUCGUCCCUCCGCCGCGGGAGCCCGCGCCAAAGGUAUACAGAAGAGAAGAAGACCCCGAUGUCAAGGAGCAAUUGGCGCGUGAGCCGCCAGUCUCGGAAGCCCGACCGCCUCCGUCUGCCUCGGUGUCCAUGCCCAGCGCUGAAGAAGGGUCUGAGGACCAACCAAAACCGACCAGCCUGAAGGAGCGUAUUGCGCUUUUGCAGAAGCAGCAGUUGGAGCAGUCCCAGCGCCACGCCGAGGCAGCGCAGAAGAAGGAAAAGCCCAAGGCUCCUAAGAAACCCGUCGAGCCGCAACCGGAAUCCGCUGAAGCCGAAAUUGGUUCGGAAACCUCUCCCACCGACGCUGCGAGCACAGCUCGCGAUCCUAGCGUGGAAACUGUACGUGCCCGAGCACCCCCGCCUCAGCCAGCUCCCCUCUCCCCCUCGGAGGAAGUUGCAAGCGAGUCAAAUGAUGCCGAUUAUUCUGCGGCGGCAGACUCGGAAGAUGCUGGAGAGACUUCUGCAAGCAAGCCCGAGGACGAGGAGCAAUCUCGCAAGGAAUCCACCCAUGCAGUUGAGAAACAAGGCGAAGAAGCAGAUGUUGAGGAGGAUGCAGUGGAGGCAGAGGAUGAGGAGGAAGAAGAAGAAGAAGUCGACCCAGAAACCAGGCGCAGAAUGGAACUUCGCGCGCGAAUGGCCAAGAUGAGUGGCGGCAUGGGCAUGAUGGGACUUUUCGGUCCUCCAGGUGGUCUUCCAGGCAUGGGACCUCCACCAGCAACUCGCAAACCCAAGACUCCCGGGGAAUCUGAAAAACGGUUCGUGGAGCCGGAGCCGACCUCCCCUCUACAUGCUCCUCCUGUCCCAUUGCCUGGGAUGAACGUGGGUGCUAUGAUUCCUGCCACUGUAGAAAAGGAGGAUGAUACUCAGGAGGAAGAGCAUGGGUCGACACUAGUUUCAGAGCAGCAUCCCCCACGAGAGGUGCCAGAUGUCGAGGAUGUCGUACGUGAUAUCCCUCUGUCACGUCGAUCAACCGACAGGGCCCCCCCGGUCCCAUCUACCGAACGCACCGCUGCGGUGCCUCCAGUGCCAGAGUCGCGCCCGGUGCCACCACCUCCAGUGCCCGCUGAAGCCCCCAGAUCGCCGCCUUCAGUUCCAUCAGGCCGGCCGGCACCUCCUCCACCGAGGCCCUCCACGGGUGAUGAGUCCGAUGACGAACUCUCCGUCCACGCGGGGAACCUAUCUCUGAACGAGUCAGGUCAAACGCCUGCAGUCCCAGCUCCAGCGCUCCCCGAUCGGGUGGAUGCUCGUCGUCCCUCGACAUAUGACGCGUCCCCUCCAUCAACUGCGACCUCGGUCGCCGAAAAGAGAGCAAGUCGCCCACCACCUCCGAUCCCAACAAAUCCACCAUUGCCUCCAUCACAGAGCCGCGCGCCUCCUCCACCUCCUCCUGGCCAGCUCCGUCGACGUUCUACCGUUGACAGUCACACGAGUGCGCCGAGACAGGCCGGUGACGAUACUGAAGGCGAAGUUACUGAGUAUGAUGGGGAUUACGACACUGAUAUUGCAUCAAGCGCCAAAUACAAGGACGCCUUGAAGGCCCAUGAGCGGGAAUCCAGUAUUGACGAGGGCACCAUCACCGACGAUCAUUCUACCUAUUCGCCCCGAAGCCCUACUGAAUCUCGUCUGCCUCCACCACUCCCUCCUACUGUUGCUCCUCGGGGCGUCCCUCCUCCUCCACCCAGUCAACCACCGCGCAAUGCCCGCGCCUCUAUUGACACGCCGCGUGGACCACCUCCUCUCCCGCCUUCUCGUGACGCCCCCCGUGGAACCGGAGUGACCCCCGAAGAUGAGGAAUACGAUCCAUUCAACUACUCCGCUCCUCAACAUGGGCUACCUGACCCUCCCGCACCGCCGAGCGGGCGACCGGAGGUUCCGCCUCUUCAGACUCCGCAGGCUACGACUGGGGAUUACGCCAAUGCGUACGAGGCAUCUCCAGUAACAAGUCCAGUUCACGAGCGGCCAAGCUCACUUCUUGAAAAGAGGCCAUCUCUGGCGCCACCCCCUCCUCCCCCUCAGUCGCAAGCUCCCCCUAUGCCUUCCCCCUCUGCUGCUCGGAGUGGACGAGCAUCGAUGGAUCUGAUGCGUAAUCAGCGGCGAUCCAUGGAUGUAACUCGUCCGUCGAUUGACCAAAGCUUCAUCGCCACCGAUGUUGAUCUUGGUGAAGGCUCCUUGUGGUGGAGUCAGCCCAACAUGAUUCCCCCAGUCUUCCAGAACCGCAAGGAUGUACUGUUCGAAAUCGAGGAGUCAUCUGUCCCGAACCAAGGCGGCUCGACUACUAUUUCAAAGGAUGUUUAUGUUCUGUUCAUGGACUAUUCGCAGACAGUGGUGACGGUCCAGUAUGAUAGCAAGAAUCCCGCAGAUGCCGCUUUGGAACAGCGCCAUGAACCUCCUCCCCAUCAACCCCGCCAAGAUCAACUGGAGCAGGCCCAUUUCCAGAUUGGGACCCGAAUCUCGGAGGCUGUCAAUGCUGUUCAGAGCUCGACCGUUAGCGAUGGGACUCCAUUUGGACUGGUCCAGCACCUUUUGAAACCACUGUCUGGGGUCCUUCUUCCCGUUGGAACUCGCGCCUACGGAGCCUUGGUCUAUUCGAAUCUCGCCAAUGCAUCGGUGUCACAGAAUGAUGAGAUUCGGGCUGGUGACAUCGUCAGCUUCCGCAAUGCUCGAUUCCAGGGUCAUCGUGGCACAAUGCACCAGAAGUACAGUGCCGAGGUUGGCAAGCCCGACCAUGUAGGAAUUGUUGUCGAUUGGGAUGGUACUAAAAAGAAGAUCCGGGCUUGGGAGCAGGGACGGGAAAGCAAGAAGGUGAAGAUGGAGAGCUUCAAGCUUAAUGACCUUCGCAGUGGCGAGUGCAAGGUAUGGCGCGUGAUGCCUCGCAGCUGGGUCAGCUGGGAGUCAGCAAGAUAA
Penicillium oxalicum is the source of this 3633-nucleotide messenger RNA. RefSeq names its product SH3 domain protein. Gene Ontology annotation, biological process: protein transport to vacuole involved in ubiquitin-dependent protein catabolic process via the multivesicular body sorting pathway. Gene Ontology annotation, molecular function: protein binding. The coding region runs from base 1 to 3633 and encodes 1210 amino acids. The record is from RefSeq and is a predicted model, not a curated record. Gene Ontology annotation, cellular component: ESCRT-0 complex. NCBI's taxonomy places the organism in Eukaryota, Fungi, Ascomycota, Eurotiomycetes, Eurotiales, Aspergillaceae. The transcript has 3 exons.